Molecule: messenger RNA, 2921 nt
Organism: Ornithodoros turicata
Lineage: Eukaryota; Metazoa; Arthropoda; Arachnida; Ixodida; Argasidae
Exons: 7
Coding region: 1990-2778 (262 amino acids)
Source: RefSeq, a predicted model, not a curated record
AGUGACUUUCAUCUUUGGCUUUGUUUGUAUCUGUCCCUCUAUAUUUGUUCCAGCCUCAGAACAUCAGUUUCUCUCUUAUUCACUCGUUUGCGUGCAAGUGUCAUGUGCUCGGGGAGAAUAUCUGCGGGUAUCCCUUUUGCAACUUUCAUUCAUUGACCAAAUUUGGGCAACGGUAGAAUGAAGCCGCCUUCGUUCAGAAGCAAGCAACGCAAGCAAUAAGCAAACAAGCAACAGAAGAAAAACAUGCAGUCGAAGGAUAUAUAUGCUUUCGGAAUUGCGCUACAGUUUAGAUUAAAAUGCGAACACCACACGUCUUCGUGACAGUAAAGAAAAUGGCGGACAUCGGCCUUGCACGCACACCGAACGCACCGCGCUCCGACGUCAGACGGGCCUCCAGCCAACUCCAGCGUGGCUGUAACAAAGUAUCACCCUGCCGCUGUAAGAAAAUAUCACUAACUUUAGCGGGUAUCGUGCACUUGGCAAUGUGUUGACGCUGAAUCUAUGUAUUUUAGCAGACCCCACCCCGGAGCAGCCUUGGUAGGGUCUCAGCACCGCACCGCACACCUGACCAAACGUCGAUAAUAAUAUAUUCUAACCAGAAUUUUCGCGAAAGAGGACCCAAAACCGUCCCGAUGCCGCCAGCAGUACCUUCCAACAAGGAGAGAUUAAAAAGAGGAAAAAGAAGGAAUCUUUCGCACCUGGCCAUAUGAAAUUAUGGCAGAAUAUGCACUUGCGUUCAUUUGAUGCGAAGUAUGCCAUAACGUGCAAAAGUUGCAUUUAUAUGCACCACGGAACCCUUGUGUCCCAGACCACGACCGAAAAGUUUUUUCUUCUUUAUUUCCCAGACACGUAACCAUAUUCGAGAAAAAAGAUGUAGCUGCAUGAGAAUCCGCGCUCUAGUAAUUACGGUAAGUAGGUUGAGUGAUGUACAGUGACUAAACCAAUCUCGGUAGUGAAAACAUGGGGAGUACUUGGCUGAGAACGUCUAUUGGAACAGUCUGUUCCCAACGAAAUUGUGCGUUCCACCGUUCAAUUACCCUGACCUGAAAGAUAAUGGCUCGUAAAUUUAGCUCGGAAUGGUCACAAAAUGACCGUUCCGGUUAACAAUCGCUGAUGGCUGAGUCCCUGGGGAAUGCUAAGGACUUGUAACCACAAAGAGGACAGAAGAUGACGAGGCAAAAAUGACAGGGAGGAAGCACGAACCACGUCACCGCUUUGCCGUUGGAGGAGGAGAAGGCGUUCCUGGGGAAACCAGUCAAAAGCAGCGAAAGUCUGAAAAGGGUGGCCGAAGGAUACAAUGGCAUCUGGUUGCUUUGGAUUACUCCAAGUAUCACUUCGUGCCACACUUUCAAUGUAGACUAUCCAACUCCGCGAGAUCUUACUUACCUGGAAUGGAAAGCUACGGUCAAACACACAGCCAUACAUCUACAAUGACUCUGCAUGUGAGUUAUGCAAAUAACCAGGACAUGGACAAUGCUUGCCCUUGUGCCAUGGAGCCAAAACAAGCGAACUUCACCACCUCCACCACUUCAACCACCACAUUCUCCACCAACCAUCACAUUCUCAACCCACCAUCACAUUCUCCACCCAGACUGUCACCGUCAAGUCAUAGUACAGUUAGACAACCUCAUAGCCCUGGCCGAUCUUCCUUGUGGCUACCAUUCUCCGUGGGACGAAGAAGAAGAAGAAGAAACCCAGGCGUCUGCCGAAAAGCGAGCCCCUUGUGGCGCACGGUCAUCUUUGAUUGGUAAAAGAAGAAGAAGAAGAAGCGGAAGAAGAAGAAGUAGUAGUAGAAGUUGUUCGACUUGCGGUCUCAGGGGCUAUUUGUAAGUCGACAAAAAGUCUCGGGUGUAGUUCGUUACCGGGACCACUCGUUUUUAAAAAUUUGUGAAAGCGUUUGAAAGGUAAAUAUUGCGUAGAAGUGAAAGAAGUUCAUAUACUGAAUCGAAAAAGGGAAAGAAUCAUCAGUGAACCAUUGCGGCGCAGAAAAUGCCAUCGAAAGAGAGCCUCGUCACCGUAACGACGUCCAAGCGGAAAAGUCGCCGGAAGCAUCGCUCUUCCGAGAAACUGUCACAGAAGCCCACCGACGCCGAUGACGAACAGGUGGCGUUGCAACACCAGGGCAGGCCGGAACCAGGCGGUAGUGAAGCAGAACCAGACGACAAAAAGUCAACCCACGCGGCCACGCAGAAAAUGACUCCCCCGGAAGUACUCCCGGGAGAUCAGGGCAACCAGCCGCCCUCUGGUGUCAGCGCUUCGGUGGCUUCUAAAGAGGAAGAGCAGAGGAAGGAAGAAGAACAGAAGAAAGAGAGAGGCCGAAAGAAAUCAAUAAAGGGUCUCAAGAUGCCCGAUGGCACUUACGUAGGGCUCGAAGACAAGAACAAAUACCUCAAGGCGAUGAAGAAAGAGUACCUCAAGUGCGACUAUGUACCCUUCUGCAUUCUCGCCUCUCUCGCCGCCGUUGUCAUCGGGCUCAUUUACCUCUAUUCGUACAGGCCAGAUAUUUUCAACAGCAUGAUUGAAAAAAUAAGAAGGUUUUUCGGGCUUAGCUCUGGCGAGGAGAGCACGACUGAAAGGCUACAGCAAACUACUACUCCCGAGGGUCCAGAUCGGCACGUGACGACACCCAUGGAACACCGACGCGCGGUGGACGACAAUAACGGGACGGCCGUCGCAUCCCACGGGUCUGCUACAAGGUUCAUCGGGAGCACGGGCGUACUGCAUCACGUCUUGCGCCAUUACACCACCUUUAUUUGUUUGUGUGUGUAUUACUUGUAAUUCCGCAGCAGUCUUGCUGCGGUGCCGGCUUCAUCAGCAGCACGGAGUUCAUGAUCUUGAUUGUGUGACGUCAUCAUGGAUGCGUAUCAUAUAGGAUGACUUCCGAAUACAAUGUUUGCAUAAAAUAUUCAAUAUGUGAUAAA